Molecule: messenger RNA, 1368 nt
Organism: Trichoderma gamsii
Lineage: Eukaryota; Fungi; Ascomycota; Sordariomycetes; Hypocreales; Hypocreaceae
Exons: 5
Coding region: 1-1368 (455 amino acids)
Biological process (GO): spermidine transport; transmembrane transport; spermine transport
Molecular function (GO): spermine transmembrane transporter activity; spermidine transmembrane transporter activity
Source: RefSeq, a predicted model, not a curated record
AUGACCAUUUAUCAAUCUAGCAAGGAACGCUCUCAACUGCAAGUGUCAGGAGGUCAGGCUGAGGAGUCUACCACUGAUGUCGAACUUGAAUCAUGUUCAUUUCCUCAGUGGGAGCACGAUCCCGAAAACCCGUGGAACUGGCCUACUUGGAAGAAAGUAGUCAUGGUUGUCAUGAUUUCAUCGCAAGCUCUUACCGCGUCCAUUACCACAUCAAUCAUCAGCCCCUCCCGGACUGAACUGAUGGACAAGUUCAGCAUCAGCAGCACUGAGGCAAUCUUACCAGUCACGCUGUACACAAUUGCCCUCGGUUUCGGCCCCAUCGUUGGGGGACCCCUUUCAGAGAUCGUCGGGCGUCUUCCGGUCUAUGCAGGUGCACUGAUUCUCGGAGCGCUAUUCACCCUGGGAGCAGGGCUUGCCAACCAAUUCAGUGCCUUGUGUGUGCUGCGGUUUCUUGUAGGUUUCUGCUGGGCACCCGUGCUAGCAGUUGCACCAGGCUCUCUUGCAGAAACCUUUGAGCCCAGGUCCGGUCAUUGGGGCGUUUGCUACUACAGGAAAGAACUGGCGGUGGACACAAUGGAGCCUGCUCUUCUUCGCCAUUUGGAGCCUCCUUUGGAAACCCCUCACCCAAGAGACGUUCCACCCAGCCAUCAAGGCACGGCUCGCCAAGAAAAGGGGGCAAGGAAUCCCUUAGAGGACCCUAGUUCUGGCCCGUCUGCGGAUUUUCGUUGUGUUACAUUCAUAUGUCUGUAUGUUGCUGUUGAGUUUGGCACUCUGUUCAGCUUCUUUGCCGGUGUGCCGUACACCUUUGCUACUGUUUAUGGCUUCUCCAUUGACGACGCCGGCCUUCUAUUUCUCACAAUAGUCAUUGGCUGCCUGCUGGGAUUGCUUACCAUUGUGUUGUGCGACUUUUUUCUCUAUCGCAAGCAGGCGCCACGAUAUGCCUCAAACAGAAUACUUCCCGAGUAUCGGCUAUAUCCAGCACUCUUUGGCAGCGUUGGACUUCCUGUCGGCCUCUUCUGGUUCGCGUGGUCAGCUCGACCGGAUGUUCACUGGCUAAGCCCGGCUGCUGCUAUUGUUCCAUUUGCCUGGGGCAACCUUGGCAUCUUCAUCUCGACUGUGCAAUACUUCUCAGACACAUAUCAAGGAAACAUCGUAGCUAGUGUUGCAAGAGCUAAUAGUCUUGCACGAUACGGUUUCGCUGGUGUCUUUCCACGUUUUACUCUUCAAGUGUAUCAAAAACUAGGAGUCCACUGGGCGGCGAGUCUGUUAGGAUUCUUGGCAUUAGAAUUGCUUCCAGUACCUUGGCCCAAGAUUCGAUCAAGGAGCAUGUAUCCGACCAUUGAGUAUGCCAAAGCCAUGGAUAUGUAG